Molecule: messenger RNA, 1331 nt
Organism: Saccostrea cuccullata (small rock oyster)
Lineage: Eukaryota; Metazoa; Mollusca; Bivalvia; Ostreida; Ostreidae
Exons: 2
Coding region: 60-1331 (423 amino acids)
Source: RefSeq, a predicted model, not a curated record
UUCACUGAGAGGUCAUCCGAAAAAAAAAACUUUUAAUCGGAAAAUAUCUUCUCAUUAAGAUGGUGGAUUGGAUACCCGUUGUUUCCCAGACAAAGUCUGCAGUACAAGCUAUUUUUGGUGAUUGUGAAGGAGCAAAACGAACCCAGGAGAAUUUUUCUAGACAGUGUCCAGUUGUAUCUCAGGUGAGAUCUGCAGUGGAGGCAAUUGCUGGUGACGAGGAAGCUGCACGAGAGACUCAAUAUGAGUUUGGGCGAAAUGUCAGUGGAAUAGCUAAUGCGAUUCCUGUGGUCGGUCAUGUUAAAGGCGCCAUACACUAUGCUGUGGGAGAUAAUGAAGGUGGAGAUAAUGCUAUGAAAUCUGCAUCUCGCACAGUCGGUGUAAUGGCUGGUGGCGCUGCUGGUUUUGUCACCGCUGGACCACCUGGGGCCGUCCUUGGGGGUAUAGCAGGCGGGGAUGCAAUGGAUUUGGUGAUUACAGGAGCCGAUUCUGCCGUUCAUGGUGAAUUUAGACCAUAUGGCUAUAUCUCCCAGAUGGAGGAGAUUUCUGAAAACCCGACUGACCCUGGCAAUUGGUUUGAUACCGUUGCAAUGGUAGCAGGAGAUGGUGCUUGUGGAUAUGCAGCAGGUAAAGCGACUAUUCCAGCGAAGAAGUUUUUAGAAAAAAGAGCGAUUCGAAAUCAAUUUGAAGCCCAGAGAAACCCUCUUGUUGAAAACGUAGGCAUGUCUGAUGCAAAGGAUUUCGUUAACGCUGCUGAUAGAAUGAGAGAUGUUAGAACAAAAUAUGAUGUUCCUGAAACCAAGCCCCACGUAACAACUGUCGUUCGGGAUCUGGAAAAUAAUAAGUUAUAUGAGGGUCACAAUCAACAAAUUAGAAAAUUUUGCAGUAGUGAUAAAUUUGCUGAUGCUGAAAAAAUGAGCAAUUAUACCAACCCUGGAGAACCAACAAAUUUACAGAAGAGAGUUCCACAAGCUGUACCUCCUUUGAAACGCAAUCCAAAUUCGUGUGCCGAACAGCGAGCAUACCAUAAAUAUUACAAAGAAAAUCCAAAUGGUAACCCACAGAAUACCCAUGCUGUCAGUGUUCGAUAUAAUAGAAAGGAAAAUGAAUUCCAAGCAGUUAGACGGUGCGACAAUUGUGUUGCAUAUGGCGAAGGGAUGGGUGAGGUUCCCGGAGAUAUGAUAAAUGGUCUACACGUUCCAAAUCACCCAGGAAUUGGGAAAUAUUCCUACUACAAGGAUGCUGGUAAGGGAUUGGCAAUAGCUGGUGGGGGUGGAGCACUUGAGAUAGGAUCGAAAUCAAAGAACCAUGUGAAUCACAAAAAAAAAAAUUGA